Molecule: messenger RNA, 1271 nt
Organism: Cuscuta campestris
Lineage: Eukaryota; Viridiplantae; Streptophyta; Magnoliopsida; Solanales; Convolvulaceae
Source: the annotation of a GenBank genome assembly
GGCAUUUCAAGGACACUAUGGGAUUAACUCUUAAUUAUAACAAGUCUCAAAUCUUUCUAGGAGGAGUCACAAAUGAGAUCCAGAGUGAGAACUGGUAUGGCUAAAGGAGCUUUUCCUUUUAGAUACUUAGGUGGACCUAUAACUGCCUCCAGGAUAAGUGAGAGAGAUUGUGAUGUUCUAGUGGAUAAACUAACUAAGCAGAUUACUUCCUGGACCACAAAAAAUUUGUCUUAUGCAGGUAGAGCCAAGUUGAUCAACACGGUGCUGUAUGGUAUUAUUUCCUUCUGGAGUAGGAUCUUCUUGAUACCUAAUAAGGUAAUGAAGAAAAUCAUGGCCCUCUGCAGGAAUUAUCUCUGGAGUUCUUCCCCUGAGUAUAAAAAAUGUCCCUUAAUCAAUUGGGAGGAAGUCUGCUUGCCUAAACAAGAAGGUGGUUUAGGCCUUAAAAAUCUGUUGAAAUGGAACCAAGCCAGUAUCAUGAGGUUGAUCUGGGAUAUUGCUAGUAAAAAGGAUACUUUAUGGGUCAAAUGGAUCCAUACCAAAUAUUUGAAGGGGGCUACUGUUUGGGAAUACUCCCCCAAACAGGAUGACUGUUAUUACUGGAAGAAAAUGCUCCAAAAUAGAAAGCUGUUUCAAGGCAUGACUACUAUGACAAGUUAUGACAGCAAGAUUGGAUAUGAUUGGCUUAUAGGAAUGCAUACAAGGGUUGACUGGCGUGACUUGGUUUGGAACAAAUGGUCCAUACCAAAACACAAGUUUAUUGCUUGGCUUAUAUGGAAAGGGAUAAUUCUAACCAAGGACAGGCUGAGUAGAUUCAUGGACAUUGACACCAAGUGUGUGCUGUGUGAGGAGGAGGUAGAAUCUGCUGACCACCUUUUCUGUACGUGCUCUUUUGUUGUAUCAGUGCACAAGGCCCUUCGUCCUUGGUUGAAACAUGAUUUAGUUUCUACAUCACUAACUGAGUUGAAGGAAAAAAUGUGGAAAGGAAAGAAUAGGAAGGACAGACUGUGGAUUGCUUCGAGCAUAGUAUCCUGCUGUUAUUAUGUGUGGAAGGCAAGGAAUUCCAAGCUUCAUAACAAGAGAGAAGAAACUAGUGCAAAAGUUGCUGAAGAGGUGAAGACUGUGUUAGCCAUGGCAGUGAACAGAAGAGACUGAAUCAAUGAGGUUUAUCCAUUGGUGGUGUUUGUAGUUUGUAGUAGUAUGUGUUUAGUGUAUUCUGCCCAGGUCUUGGGUUUGUAUGAACGUUUUGGUUUUAAUAAAUUGUGCUUUGUUCA